UUAUGAAGCGCUCACACGACGUAGCCAUUGAUGAAAAAAUCGAAUUCGACAGUUUAAUACAAAACAAACAAUUGCUUCAGGGACUUAAGCGUUCUGGCUAUGAGACUCCCUCGCCUGUUCAGUUAAAAGCGAUUCCUUUAGGUCGUCUCGGUGUUGAUCUGAUCGCGCAAGCAAAGUCAGGCACGGGGAAAACUGUUGUUUUCGGCGUAAUUGCACUGGAAGCCAUCAAUGCCGCGAUCAAGUUACCACAAGUGGUUAUGAUGGCGCCUACUCGUGAGAUCGCAUUACAGAUCAGGGAUGUCGUGCGUAAUCUCGGUGCUUUUAUGAAUAUUCAAUGCCAUGCGUUUAUUGGAGGUCUUUCUUUACAAUCGGAUACUCAGCAUUUGAUGGGGUGUCAUAUCUUAGUGGGUACGCCAGGUAGACUGAUGGCUCUUUUAGAAGCCAAAAAGAUCAAUACAGCACACAUCAAACUAGUUGUUUUAGAUGAAGCAGAUAAGAUGAUGUCCGAUAACUUUCAGCCUCAGGUAGACUGUAUUAUCCGAAAAUUGGACAGAAAAACAUAUCAAUGCAUUGCUUUCUCGGCUACAUUUACAGAUGAACUCAUGCAUGCCUUAUCCAGUUUUCUUAAAGAGCCUCAGGUCUUACGUUUAACAGAUGGCGUGCCUACCCUAAAUGAAGUUCAACAAUAUUAUCAUUCGAUUCAUGCAUCACCAGAAGCAUCAAAGACGUCCAUAUACAGGCAAAAAUUUGAAGCUGUUGAGCAUCUAUUAGGAACCGUUCCUUUUUAUCAGUGCAUGAUUUUUGUGAACAAUGUGUCGAGAUCCAUGGAGCUUUCGUCUUGGUUAAACGAAAUGGGAUGGAGAUCUGGUCAUAUUCAUGCUGGAUUAGCUCAACAUAAGCGAAUUACUGUCAUGGAACAAAUGCGUGAUUUUAAGCUUCGAGUUUUAGUGUGUAGUGAUUUGAUUGCACGCGGCAUUGAUAUUGACCGAGUCAACCUUGUCAUUAACUUGGAUCUUCCUUGGGAAGUUGAGACUUAUCUCCACCGAGUAGGUCGUACAGGAAGAUAUGGUACAUCUGGUAUUGCUGUCAAUUUAAUUGGCCCAGAAGACACAGACUUUCUCCAGAAGCUUAAGCAAGAAGAUAUUAAGAUUGAUCCUUUGCCAGGCAAGCCCAUCAACAUAUUGUUUAUGACUCAUGUAUUCUAUAGAGAAAAUCACCUUCACUGAAUAUGUCAAGGAAUUGAGCAAAGAGGAUGAAGAAACAUUACAGAAAUACAAAUCUCACAAGAUAGAGGUAAUUUAGUAUUGUUUAUAUUGAUUGUUCAUCACUUUGUUUAGCAUAAACCAAUCACGCUCAAGCCUCAAAUCGAAUCCAAAGAAAAAAAGAAAGUGACACAACAUAAGACUUCCAAAUCUCCUUUUGCUUCUGUAGACCAAACAUCUCAAUUUACUUUUGUAAACCAAACAUCUCGGAUCAAAGCCUUUAUACCGCCCGAUUUGUUCUUUUAAAAGCAUCCUAGUCUCUAAUUGUGUGCAUACGCGUUUUUUUUAAGUCGCUUAUUAGUUUACAUAAACAUUUAUGAUCUGACUGAA
Messenger RNA from Gilbertella persicaria, 1592 nucleotides. Its product is annotated as P-loop containing nucleoside triphosphate hydrolase protein. The record is from RefSeq and is a predicted model, not a curated record. The annotation marks the transcript as partial. The transcript has 3 exons. NCBI's taxonomy places the organism in Eukaryota, Fungi, Mucoromycota, Mucoromycetes, Mucorales, Choanephoraceae. Gene Ontology annotation, molecular function: RNA helicase activity; ATP binding; nucleic acid binding.